Messenger RNA from Melozone crissalis (California towhee), 2355 nucleotides. RefSeq names its product follicle stimulating hormone receptor (gene FSHR). Lineage: Eukaryota; Metazoa; Chordata; Aves; Passeriformes; Passerellidae. Gene Ontology annotation, biological process: follicle-stimulating hormone signaling pathway; male gonad development. Gene Ontology annotation, cellular component: membrane. Gene Ontology annotation, molecular function: follicle-stimulating hormone receptor activity; G protein-coupled receptor activity. The record is from RefSeq and is a predicted model, not a curated record.
AUGGUUUGUCCCAGCUUUUGGGGCGGAUCUUCCAUCCAGGGAGCUGGCCUGGGAGGUCUCAGCGUUCCUCCUUUUCCGAUAAGGACGGGCACAGAUGUGAGGGCAGAGAUGUCUCCAGCCCUCUCCUGCCUGCUGCUGCUGUUCCUGGAGGGCUGCCUGGCAUGCCAGCACCCUGCCUGCCACUGCCUGGGCAGGGUCUUCAUCUGCCAGGAGAGCCAGGUGGUGCAGGUUCCCCGGGACAUCCCUGCCAAUGCCACCGAGCUGAGAUUUGUCCUCACCAAGAUGAGAGUCAUUCCCAAAGGAGCUUUCACAGGACUUGUUGACCUAGAGAAAAUAGAGAUCUCACAGAAUGAUGCCUUGGAGGUCAUAGAAGCAAAUGUGUUUUCCAACCUUCCCAAACUACAUGAAAUAAGAAUUGAGAAAGCCAACAACCUCGUGUACAUCGAUAAAGAUGCCUUCCAACACCUUCCAAGCCUCAGAUAUUUGUUAAUAUCAAACACUGGCCUUCGGUUUUUACCUGCUGUCCACAAGGUUCACUCUUUCCAGAAAGUUUUGCUAGAUAUUCAAGACAAUAUCAAUAUACGUACAAUUGAAAGAAAUUCAUUCAUGGGCCUGAGUUCUGAAAGUGUGAUUCUAUGGCUCAAUAAAAAUGGAAUUCAGGACAUUGAGGAUCAUGCAUUUAAUGGAACAUACCUGGAUGAGCUAAAUCUAAGUGAUAAUCACAACCUAGAAAAAUUGCCAAAUGAGGUCUUCCAGGGAGCCAAUGGACCUGUUGUUUUGGAUAUUUCCAGCACGAAAAUCAGUUUCCUGCCAAGUCAUGGAUUAGAACUCAUUAAGAAGCUAAGAGCAAGGUCUACAUACAAUUUAAAAAAGCUUCCUGACUUAAGCAAAUUUAGAUCUUUGAUUGAGGCAAACUUCACCUAUCCUAGCCAUUGCUGUGCAUUUACAAACUGGAAAAGACAAAAGACUGAAUUGCAUCCGAUAUGUAGCAUAUCUCAGGUGAAGCAAGACUUUGAGGAGAAGCCUAGCAAAAAACUACAGAGAAGGUCUGCAGCUGAAGAUUAUAUUUCCAACUAUGGCAUAGGAUUUGACCCAGCAGAGAAUGAAUUCGACUAUGGUUUAUGCAAUGAAGUAGUGAAUGUAGCCUGCUCUCCUAAACCUGAUGCUUUCAACCCAUGUGAAGAUAUCAUGGGAUACAACAUUCUGAGAGUCCUGAUAUGGUUCAUCAACAUUUUAGCCAUUACUGGGAACACUGUUGUCCUCAUAAUUUUAAUAAGCAGCCAAUACAAACUCACCGUUCCUCGCUUUCUGAUGUGCAAUCUUGCCUUUGCCGACCUCUGCAUAGGGAUCUACCUGCUCUUUAUUGCCUCUGUAGACAUCCAGACCAAAAGCCAGUACUACAACUAUGCCAUAGACUGGCAGACCGGGGCAGGGUGCAACGCUGCGGGGUUUUUCACGGUGUUUGCCAGCGAGCUGUCGGUGUACACGCUGACGGUGAUCACGCUGGAGCGCUGGCACACCAUCACCUACGCCAUGCAGCUGCACCGCAAGGUGCGCCUGCGCCACGCCGUCACCGUCAUGGCUUUUGGCUGGGUGUUUGCCUUCACGGUAGCGCUCCUGCCCAUAUUUGGGGUCAGCAGCUACAUGAAGGUCAGCAUCUGCCUGCCCAUGGAUAUAGAGACACCCUUUGCCCAGGCUUAUGUUAUGUUCCUCCUGGUGCUGAACGUGCUGGCGUUCGUGGUCAUCUGCGUCUGCUACACCUGCAUCUACUUCACCGUGCGCAACCCCAACGUCGUCUCCUCCAACAGUGACACCAAGAUCGCCAAGCGCAUGGCCAUACUCAUCUUCACUGACUUCCUCUGCAUGGCACCAAUAUCCUUCUUUGCCAUAUCGGCCUCGCUCAAGGUUCCUCUCAUCACAGUGUCCAACUCCAAGAUCCUGCUGGUUUUGUUUUACCCCAUCAACUCCUGCGCCAACCCAUUCCUCUACGCCAUUUUCACCAAGACUUUCCGCAGGGAUUUCUUCAUUCUCCUGAGCAAGUUUGGUUGCUGUGAAAUGCAAGCCCAGAUUUACAGAACAGAGAUCUCCUCGUCUGCUCAUACUUUCCACACAAGAAAUGGCCAUUGCCCUCCUGCAUCAAAAAACGGUGAUGGCACUAUUUAUUCUUUAGUUCCCCUGAAUCACUUGAACUGAAAUGCUUGCAUAGAUUUGUGUCUGAGGCGGUGUGCUACCCACUUGCGAGUAUGUGAAUUUGAAUAAUGACUUCAGCAUAGCAUGCAAACUUGUUUUUUAUGAAAAGAAAAUUCUUUCCAAUUCCCUAUUUUUUGUUCAAUGAACAACCAUCAGAGAUGACAU